Messenger RNA from Talaromyces atroroseus, 1632 nucleotides. RefSeq lists its product as hypothetical. Bases 1 to 1632 code for a protein of 543 amino acids. NCBI's taxonomy places the organism in Eukaryota, Fungi, Ascomycota, Eurotiomycetes, Eurotiales, Trichocomaceae. The record is from RefSeq and is a predicted model, not a curated record. The transcript has 4 exons.
AUGGGUCGCACUCCAUGGCAAGACAUCGCCCAAAGAGCACAGGAUGCUCGCGACAAGACCAUCGCAUUAGUCCAACCACCAGUUCCUGAUGUGCCAGCCGAGCUGCCCCUGAAUGUGGUGGAGGUGCCUAAGAAGCUGUUGACUGCCAGAGAGGUUGAGAUCACCGAAACUCCACCGGAGGAGCUCGUCAUCAAGCUUGCAUCGGGGGCAUGGACGAGCGUGGAGGUCGCAACUACAUUUCUGCGCCGUGCAGGGUUAGCCCAAAAACUGGUCAAUUGCAUUACGGAACUCAUCCCCGAUGAAGCCCUCGAACGAGCAAAAUACCUGGACGACUAUCUAGCCAAAUACGGAAAGCCUAUUGGCCCUCUCCACGGACUGCCAGUCAGCAUCAAAGAACAUCUUCCCAUGAAAGGCCGUACUAUAGACUGCGGAUAUGUCGCAUGGUGGGGACGCAUUUCAGAUGUCACUUUUAGCGGAACAGAGGCAUUGUACAAAGCAGGCGCGGUGCUAUACGCCCGGACUACGCAACCACAAUCUUUGAUGCAUCUUGCAACCUCGAGUAAUCUAUACGGUGAAACUGUCUGUCCUUACAAUCGAAAUCUAACUAGUGGAGGUAGCUCGGGCGGAGAAGGCGCGCUGAUAGCCCUAAACGGCAGUGUGGUGGGAAUCGGUACUGAUAUUGGCGGAAGUAUUCGCAGUCCCGCUGCAAAUAAUGGAAUAUACGGCCUCCGUCCCACGAGUAGCAGAUUUCCAUAUGAUAAGGCUGCUGCUGGGUAUGGACCGAUGGCAAUCCCGUGCGUUGCUGGUCCCUUGAGCGCUUCUCGGGGUGGAUUGCGGCUCAUCAUGAAAACAGUCAUAGACUCAAAGCCGUGGUUGACCGAACCAUCGCUUUUGCCGUUUCCAUGGCGUGAUGAUGUGAGCCACUUUGCACCAGGCAAAAAAAUCAAGAUUGGCGUUCUGUGGGACGAUGGAGUUGUGAAGCCACACCCUCCCGUUACCCGGGCGCUGAAUGAGGUUGUGAAUAAGCUUCGUGAUGUUCCUGGAGUUGAAAUCGUGGAUUGGAAACCGUAUAAGCACGACUAUGCUUGGGAGAGGAUAGCAUCGCUUUACUAUGCUGACGGCGCAGCUCAUAAUUUCGAAAUCUUUGCUGAAGGUGGAGAGCCUAUGUUGCCGCUGACUCAUUUCAUCAUGACAGAAAAUGAACAUCGCAAGAGACUACAGAUCGAAGAGAUCUGGGAGCUAAUGGAGAAGAAUGCGGAGUAUAGGAAAGAAUACGCUGCGCAGUGGAACAGCACGGCCACUGGGGUGGAUGAAAGUGGAUUUCCUACGGGGAUGGUUGAUGUGAUUCUUUCUCCAACAGGUCCAGGUGCUGCUCCUCCUUUGAAUCAGGCCAGGUAUUGGGGUUAUACCUCUCAGUGGAAUCUGCUUGAUUACCCUGCAGCGGUCUUUCCCGUAACGAAAGUACAGCCAGACCUCGACAGGGUUGAUGAGGGUUACGAGCCAAGGAACAGCAAGGAUGAAUUCAACUACAAGCUUUAUGAACCUGAAUUAUAUCGUGAUGUUCCUGUUUCUCUUCAGCUUAUCGGGCGCCCAUAUGAAGAUGAAAAGCUAAGUAGGAGAUCAGGUCCUUGA